This is a messenger RNA of Onychostoma macrolepis, 4133 nucleotides long. It is a transcript of the gene pomgnt2, whose product is annotated as protein O-linked mannose N-acetylglucosaminyltransferase 2 (beta 1,4-). The coding region runs from base 395 to 2143 and encodes 582 amino acids. NCBI's taxonomy places the organism in Eukaryota, Metazoa, Chordata, Actinopteri, Cypriniformes, Cyprinidae. The record is from RefSeq and is a predicted model, not a curated record. Gene Ontology annotation, biological process: protein O-linked glycosylation via mannose. The transcript has 2 exons. Gene Ontology annotation, cellular component: endoplasmic reticulum. Gene Ontology annotation, molecular function: protein binding; protein O-acetylglucosaminyltransferase activity.
AUAACAUGAAUGUAGACGUCAGACUGAUUAGCGGCGAUAAGAUCUCGCGAGGUUUUCUCGUCUGAGCUCGGUCAUAGCUGUGGGUGGAGACUUCUCCAGCAGCUGGGUUAAUGCUCGCAGAAUACGCGCGACAGAGUCGAAUUUGCGCUACGUAGCGAUAAAAUUAAGCCGACAUGCGAUCUGUUAAUAACAAUGGUGAAUGAACACAUCGUGUAUUUAGCUUAACAACCUCGCAAAUGCUGCGUUUGUACGAUGUAAAGUUGUAAAUGGUCAUUGGCACUGGUUUGCUGGAGCUGCUGUUGAAACAGUGUAUCCGCAGUGAAUUAACAUCACUUCGUCCUGGCUCACCUUUCCCACAGGUGGAGCAUGAGUGUGUGGUCGGAGUCCUGCUGCGAUGCGUGCUAUUGGGUGUAGGAUGAACCUGCCAGCAGUGUUAAAUGGCCUGCUGGUGUCAGUGGUGGCAGCCUUGCUUUGGAAAUACGUUCGACUGAUUGAACACACAUCACAGUUGGAAGAGGAGCUACAGCUUACACGCCAAUCACAGGAGUUCUCACAAGUGCGUAUCGACUACCACGGUGCCCUGUUAGCACUCCAAGAGCAUGGCACCAGAAUGGUCUGCACUGGCAAGAUGCACACCGAUCGCAUCUGCCGCUUUGACUACCUCUGCUACUGCACAGAGGCUGAGGAGUUUGUAUUCUUCCACAGUAAUGCAUCUGUGAUGCUGCCCAACCUUGGCCCUCGGCGUUUCCAGCCCGCCCUGCUGGACCUCUCGUCUGUAGAAGACCACAACACUCAAUACUUUAACUUUCUCGAGCUCCCGGCAGCGGCUCUGAAGUUCAUGCCGAAACCUGUGUUUGUGCCAGAUGUCACUCUAAUUCUGAACCGUUUUAACCCAGACAACCUCAUGCACAUUUUCCAUGAUGAUCUCUUGCCCAUCUACUACACCAUGCAGCAGUAUUCAGACUUGGAUGAUGAGGCCAGGCUCGUCUUCAUGGAGGGAUGGAGUGAAGGGGCUCACUUCGAUCUCUACCGCUUGCUCAGCAGUAAGCAACCACUUCUCAAGGAGCAGUUGAAGACCUUUGGCAAACUCAUGUGUUUCACCAAGUCCUACGUUGGAUUGUCAAAGAUGACAACAUGGUACCAAUAUGGCUUUGUGCAACCGCAAGGACCCAAAGCCAACAUUCUGAUUUCAGGUAACGAGAUCCGCCAGUUUGCAUCAUUUUUGAUGGAGAGGCUUAACAUCACGCGAGAGGGGGGCGAUGACUACAUUGUAGUUUUUAAGCGUACCACUAACAGGCUCAUCCUCAAUGAGGCGGAACUACUUCUGGCUUUAGCCCAGGAGUUUCAGAUGAGGACUGUCACUGUGUCUUUGGAGGAGCAGUCAUUUGAUAGCAUUAUCCAAAUUAUUAGUGGGGCAACUAUGUUGGCCAGCAUGCACGGAGCCCAGAUGAUCACCUCCAUGUUCUUGCCCCGUGGUGCCGCUGUGGUUGAACUCUUCCCGUAUGGUAUAAACCCAGAGCAGUAUUCUCCCUACAAAACCUUGGCCUCCUUACCUGGCAUGGACAUUCAGUAUGUUGCAUGGAGAAAUACCAUGGAAGAGAACACUGUUACACAUCCCGAUCGCCCCUGGGAUCAGGGUGGCAUCAUCCACCUUGAGAAGGAGGAACAAGAACGUAUCCUUGCCAGCAAGGAGGUGCCAAGGCAUCUUUGUUGUCGUAAUCCAGAGUGGCUUUUCCGCAUUUACCAGGACACUACUGUGGACAUUGCCUCUUUUCUGGACGUACUCAGAGAAACUCUAAAAAAGCCUAAUUUGAAAAAGACCAAGGUGGCUAGCACUGUGCAUCCUGGUCGAGUCAGAGAGCCCAAGUGCCAGACGUCAGUACAGGCCACCAAUGAAGCAAAGCUCUCAGUGUCAUGGCAGAUCCCUUGGAACCUGAAGUACCUGAAGGUUAAAGAGGUGAAAUAUGAGGUAUGGAUCCAGGAGCAGGGAGAGAACACAUAUAUGCCUUACAUUCUGCCCCAUCAGAAUUACACCUUCUCGGAAAACAUCAAACCCUUUACCACAUAUUUAGUAUGGGUACGCUGUAUCUUCAACAAGAACCUCUUGGGCCCAUUUGCAGAUGUUCUUAUAUGUAAAACUUGAUUCUUUAAUCAGGUUAGAAGUAACAUUGUCACUGUCAGCUGGCAAAGAAUUAAUUUGAAGAGUAAUUCUCAGGAGCCAUCCUGAAAAUUAAAAGGUGUGACUUGGCUGAAUUGUUUUUGGACUCGGUUGUCACUCUUGUGACUUGAUUGUUCUUCAUGGUCCUUAUGGAGUGUCAUGAACUGACAGAGAACGAACGGCCAGACUGCAAUGAAAGUUAGAAGAGAAUGCAGUUUACAGAACUGCCCGUUCUUUUAGUUCCUACCAUCAUCCAAGCAAAGUUCUCAAUGACUUUAUUUAUCAGAAAUGUAAUGCAUAAUUUAAAUUUAUAUUUAUAAGUCCAAGACACUGGUUUUGUCUGCCACCUGCUUUGGUUAACUAAAAUAAUGCACAAAUUUCUGUGGCUUAAGCAACAUGAUAUGAAUUUUAUGUGACUUUGUGAGUGUGCCCUUAUCUUGCCCAAGGUUUUGCAUUGUGUUUGUCAUUGACUUUAGUUAUGAAGAAGCAUUUUAUUUGGGUGUAGAAAUUAGUAUUAAAUACCUGCAAGAAGGUAGAAGAAAACUCGAAAGUGAACUUUAAGAUGAACAUUAUACUAUUUUAAAAACAGGCUGCUUUUGUGUGUAUUAACUAUAGUUUUGCUGCUGCAGUGUUGAUGUUCUCCUUUUUUAACCAGCCUCAAAACCACUGAUUAUUAUCUACCUGUUCAAUGGGAAAUGUUUGAAUUUGUUUGCCAGUGAGAUCUAUCAAAUCACAUCACAGACAGAAGACUUAGAUAUUCAAGUCAGUAGUACAUUUGAUGACUGGGGUGAAGUAGUUUAAGAUAGUGUCCUGAAAUUUGAGUCUCUUUUUUUUUUGUUGGUGGCAUGUCAGUAAUUACUUCUAUGUUAAGUAAGUUGGAACCACUGUGUUAAGCAAGCUAGUGUGUUUGGUGAUAACAGCAUAGUGGGCUAGUAGCCCAAAGAAAAUAGGUUCAAACAUGGGAAAAGCCGGUUCAUGAACUGUAGGCAUUGAUAAAUGGCAAGUAGAGGAGUAACAGUACAAACCUUUUAUGACUGCAUAAGCCUUACAGAAUGCAAUAUUAAAGAUUUGAAGAUAUAUAUUUAUGUGUAAAAAAAAAAAAAAAAAACUGUUUAGAUGUGCUUCCUAUCCUGCCAUUCAACAAAUGAACUUAAAACAGUAUCUAUAUCUGCUUUAGAGAAGGACAGUGCCAAAUUUUUUUUUUUUAAAGAUGCUUUUAUGCAUAUCCUUUAUAUGUCUCAUCUGCAUUUCUGCAAAGAUAAGCUGGGUUGUGCUUAUUAAGCAGAUGGAAACAUGUACUUUAUCUUAGCCAAUUAUUUAUUGAAGACGACUCUGAAAUGCUAUACGUACUGUAGCCCAGAUUUGUUCAAAGUUGCACUGUGUUUCAAUUUUCUUUCACUGCUAUGAUCAAUGAAUGGAGCAUGAGAAAUUCAACAACCAACCACAAGCUUUGUUUCUGUUUUGCUCUGAAUGGCCUGUCAAGUCAUCUGUAUUGUUUUGUUUCCCCCCUCAGUGAGAUUGUAUUCUGUCCUUCGCUUCGCGGACAUGCUGCAUCACAUGGAAGUGGAUUUAAAUGAAGCUAAAAACAGAUUAAACCAAGAACAUUUCUAAUUGAAAUUCGCAAACGGCAAACCUCAGCCAUGCAGUUUAUUAGCAUAACUCUGUGUUUCAAUGGUAAUUGUAUUCAAGUAUGAGGAUAAUAAAUGAAUUCUGUUUGUAAUACAAAAUAGCAGAAAUGUCCUUUGCAUAUAAUCAGAGAGAAAACCUUGCAUGGAAAUCUUUGAGAGGCAAAUGUUCAUGGUUGGAAACUUUUCUCAUUUCUCAUUCUCCCAUUUUAAUAAUUAGAUAAUAGUUUUCAACAUAGAAACAGAAAACCACUCUGUUCCCUGUGCCAGUUCAUGAGAUUUACCAUUAUGUGCCACUGGAAUGUCAUACAUCAUUUUUGUCACUUUUAAUAAAUGUACAAUUUCUCAGA